AUGGCUGAACGGAGGUUGCGCCGGAAGCUUGAGGUGGAGACUGGAGACGUGGAAACUGAGAGCGAGAGAACAUUGGUUAUUAGGAGCAAUGAUGGAGUUAUUGUGGCAGCUGAGCUGAGAAUCUCAACCAACUUAAGCCCUGUAAAAGUUUCAAAAGAAAGCAGUUAUAGUUCAGAUGACAGUGAUGAGGAAGAAGAAAAACCUUCUAAAACUCCUCAGAAAAGUGCUAAGGAUGUCGAGAUGGUUGAUGCUGACUCAGCAAAGAAAGUUUCUAAAACCCCUUCUACACCUAGUGUUGCAACAGGUGGAUCAAAGACACUAUUUGUUGGAAACCUAUCAUUUAGUUUGCAACGAUCUGACUUUGAGGAGUUUUUCAAAGAUUGUGGAGAAGUAGUUGAUGUUCGUUUUUCUGUUGACGAUACUGGGAGGUUUAAACGCUUUAGACAUGUUGAGUUUGCUAUUGCAAAAGCAGCACAAAGUGCUCUUGAAUUGAAUGAGCAUGAGUUGUUGAAUCAUCAUGUUAGGCUUGAUUUAGCUCGUGAAAGAGGUUCAUAUAUCCUGGUGGCAGUUUCAGCAAUUCCUUCCAGAAAGAUAAGAGCUAGCCUAAAUGAGCAUUUUGGUUCCUGCAGGGAGAUCUUGAGGGUGUCAGUCCCAAAAGAUUUCAAGUCUGGAGGUCCUAAAUGCAAAUUGACACCAGGUGUAAUUUACAGUUUUGCCUACAUCGACUUCAAGGAUUUUUCUAGCAUGAAGAAAGCUCUAGAACUCAAUGAAACUGAACUUGCUGGUGGUUAUUACCUCUCUGUUGAAGACAGAGUGUUUAUUAUUAAUUUGACAGUUAUGGUGGUUGAUGUUGAGGCAUAUACCUAUGAUAAUGAGGUCAUUAAGAAAGCUGAAGCAAUGGGGAAGCCCAAAAAUCCUGAAGAAGAAGCUACUGUGGAAACUACUAGAGCCAUAAAACAUCAUCAAGAAAGCUGA
Messenger RNA from Arachis ipaensis, 975 nucleotides. NCBI's taxonomy places the organism in Eukaryota, Viridiplantae, Streptophyta, Magnoliopsida, Fabales, Fabaceae. The record is from RefSeq and is a predicted model, not a curated record.